AUGAGUGGUUCGGAAGUGAAAGACAAGAAACCGCUUAUAGAGCACCGGAAAUUGAUUGAAAGAGAAAUGGAAAGAUUCAAGGAGGUGGAAAAAAUGAUGAAAACAAAGGCUUUUUCUAACGAAGCUUUGGCGUCGAAUGUAGAAGUUGUCGAUCCAAGGAAGAAAGAGAAGAUGGCAACUGCUGAAUAUAUUGAGGGAAGGAUCGAGGAGUUGCAACUGCAAAUGGAAGCAAUUGAAGCUAGUAUAGAUCAGAUAUCGUCAACGUUGAAGAAGAAGAAGUCGGACGCUUCAAAGCAAGCACAAAUUGCAACGCUUCAAGAGAAAUUGGGAAGACAUAAGUGGCACAUUGGCAUGUUAGAAUCCAUCUUAAGGCAUCUAGAAAAUGACAAUAUUGAAGUUGAGCAGAUCAAUGAAAUUAAAGAAGAUAUCGACUAUUAUGUGGAUUCCAAUCAGGAUCCAAACUUUAUUGAAGACGAUACAUUCUACGAUAUGUUGGGACUGGAUGACAUGGAGGAUAGUUUUGCAGUGAUACCCGGAGAUGACUCUGAGUUUCCCGUAAGCUCAAGCAGAUCGCAGUCUGUAUCUGAGGAUCUUGAUAAAGAGAAGUCGACAUCGCGUGAGAAAGAACGGGAUAGGAAACGUGAUAAGGAAAGGAAAACCGAAAGAGAACAAGAAAAGACAAGUGAAGAACCAAAGGAUAAACCCAAAGAUAAAGGCGAUGAUAAGCGGGAACAAGCUCAAGAACCUCAACCGAAGGAAAAAACCGUUAACUUGGUUACCCAGUUGUCCCAAUCCCAAGUAAGCUCACCGAUUUCCAAGACGGGUCUGCUUGCAUCCACCUUGGCUGCAGCGAUCCCAAAAUCAUCACCUUCAGCAACACCACUGCUAAAAUAUGCCGCUGUUGCAUCGUCAGCUGCCAAGAAAACCUCAACUGUUUCCACACCGACUCCGAUCUCAUAUGCUACAUUAGCAUCCUCAAUAAAUGGUACCAUCUCAAAUACUAAUAGCCCAUCUACUCCAACACAGAAAACUUCCAGUAUAUCAGGAUCAAUAUCUUCUUUAAAUGCGCAGACUUCAACGCCGUCGAAGUCAGUCUCUAACAUAUCGCAGUCACAGUCUGGAGGGGCCGAACAUAUAAGCUGUGAUACAUUCACUAUCCCAGAACCUUCUGUAUCUCUUGAGACCAUUAAUGCGUUAGCUUCUGCCAAUGCAUCGAGAAUUCUAAAUAAUAACAAUGCAAAUCAUCCACAUGUAAACAACAUUGAUGAAGAGCUGUCAUUCUUAAACCAGCAGACUUUUCCUGCUACUAUGACAAAUUACUUGGAAUCCCUCGAGAUUGCUAAAAACAGGAUGUUUGAGUUUAGGAAACAAGAACAGUUACAUGUCCCUAGUAAAAAGUCUCAACCACCUGCUACGGUAUGUGAAUUGAAACAACCCGUGUACUCCGAAAUAUCCUCAUUUUUGGAGACCUCAUUGUUAAAUUGUCCCGAUUCAUAUGAUGCUGAUAAGCCUCAUAGAUACAGUCCUAGCAACCCUUAUGUUUCUCAGCCAAAUUUCCCAUCGGAACCACUACUGGAAAUAAUCAAUUCUAAAAAAAUUGUUGAAAAGUUCAGUCUUGAUACGCUCUUUUACACAUUCUACUACUACAAUUUGAGGACGCCGUCAAGAUUUACAAACUUUUUUGAUUCCACACCAAAUCCCGACGAUGACUACUUCCAGUUUUUAGCUGCACAGGAACUCCAUCGCCGUGGGUGGAACUAUCAAGCCCACACCCAUACUUGGUUCAGUAAAGAUGAUAUUGUAGAUGCCGCUACCGCCGUAGGCGGAGUUAGUGGGAAUCAAUGGAAAAGCUUCGACUUUGUUGACACGUGGAUGGUGAGACGAAAUGCUGGGUUUGUCUACGAUGCUAAUGAUGUAGAGAAGUCUUACUUUACUGUAUAG
Molecule: messenger RNA, 1941 nt
Organism: Pichia kudriavzevii
Lineage: Eukaryota; Fungi; Ascomycota; Pichiomycetes; Pichiales; Pichiaceae
Exons: 1
Coding region: 1-1941 (646 amino acids)
Biological process (GO): regulation of DNA-templated transcription; nuclear-transcribed mRNA poly(A) tail shortening
Cellular component (GO): CCR4-NOT core complex; P-body; nucleus
Source: RefSeq, a predicted model, not a curated record